AUGGAUCAUCACUCCAAAUGGCCUAUCUUCCUGCGUCUUCACGGGAGUAUCACGCCGGAGAUGAUACUCCCGCUCUUGUUUGUGGGCGGCUGGUCGACUAUGAUUACCUGCGUCAGUAAAUGGGCGCACGACCUCGGUAUCAACCAGCUCCUCCUCACUGUCCUAGGUUUCGUGGUUGGUCUCGCGCUCAGUUUCCGCUCAUCCACAGCCUACGAGCGCUACAACGAGGGUCGCAAAUACUGGUCGCAGCUCGCGUUCGUGUCGCAACACCUCGCACGCCUGAUCUGGGUUCAUGCCGACGAGCGACACAACGACCCCGUCGUGGGCAAGAAAGAUCUGCUCGCCAAAAUCAGCUGCCUCAACAUGAUCGUUGCGUUUGCCAUGUCCCUCAAGCACAAGCUGCGUUUCGAACCGUAUGCGCACUACGACGAUCUACAGCAUAUAGUCGGGCACCUAGAUACGUAUGCUAAGGCUGCUGAUCAACCCACCCUCAACCGCAAACAAUCCUUUUUCAAGACCGCCGGCCAAUUUCUUGGCCUCCCCUUUGCUGAAUCUAACCCGCGCAAGCUCCUCAAGAAGACCAACGUUCCGCUUGGAAACCUGCCCCUAGAAAUCCUGACCCACCUCUCCGCCUACCUAAAGUCCAUUUACGACAACGAAACCCUCAAAGUCUCCGUCUACCAAACGCAGUCCCUCGCCGCGCUGCAAACUAUGAAUGACGUGCUCUCGGGAACAGAUCGUAUCCUAAACACUCCCUUGCCAAUCGCGUAUACUAUCGCCAUCAGCCAGAUCACGUGGGUGUAUAUCCUGUUGCUACCGUUCCAACUUUACAAGAGUCUGGGCUGGAUCACGAUCCCGGCUAGUGUAUUUGCGGCGUAUAUCAUUUUGGGUAUUGCGCUUAUUGGUCGCGAAAUCGAGAAUCCCUUCGGCGACGAUGUCAACGACCUUCCGCUCGACGCCUUUUGCGGCCAGAUCCGUCAGGACAUCGAUCUCAUCAUGUCGAAGCCUGCGCCGACCGUUGAUGAAAUUGUGAUGAGUGAUCACAAUGAAUUGUUGUAUCCGAUCAGCGGGCUUGGGGGCCGGGCGUGGGCGGAGAAGAGCGUCGAGGAGAUUAGGGAGGCAUUGGGGCAGAAGCCGAGUAUAAAGUAUAGGCAUACAGAGAGUGAGGGGGCGGAUGCUGUAAAGGCGAGUGAUAAUGUUUAG
Didymosphaeria variabile is the source of this 1203-nucleotide messenger RNA. RefSeq lists its product as uncharacterized. The record is from RefSeq and is a predicted model, not a curated record. Bases 1 to 1203 code for a protein of 400 amino acids. The transcript is spliced from 4 exons. NCBI's taxonomy places the organism in Eukaryota, Fungi, Ascomycota, Dothideomycetes, Pleosporales, Didymosphaeriaceae. Gene Ontology annotation, molecular function: chloride channel activity.